Cyclospora cayetanensis is the source of this 1215-nucleotide messenger RNA. Its product is annotated as E3 ubiquitin-protein ligase CHIP. Gene Ontology annotation, molecular function: ubiquitin protein ligase activity; protein-folding chaperone binding. Lineage: Eukaryota; Apicomplexa; Conoidasida; Eucoccidiorida; Eimeriidae. Bases 1 to 1215 code for a protein of 404 amino acids. The record is from RefSeq and is a predicted model, not a curated record. The transcript has 6 exons. Gene Ontology annotation, cellular component: cytoplasm. Gene Ontology annotation, biological process: protein quality control for misfolded or incompletely synthesized proteins; cellular response to misfolded protein; proteasome-mediated ubiquitin-dependent protein catabolic process.
AUGGAAUCUUUCUUUCAAGCAGCGUUGAAUUCGGUGCUUGAGGCUGCAGGAGCGGGAAGCAGAGCCAACAGGUCGAGUGACACCAACAGUGGCAGCAACACUGAAUCCAGUAGGCCGGUAAGCCGCAGCAACACCUCCGGUGGGACCAGCGGUCGCUCUUGCGGAAACGCAAGAACGAAUCGCUUUGUCGCCAGAGCCUCGACGACACCCAUUCCGGCCGAGGGGUCUUCAACUUCCAACAACCCCCAACAUGAAGCACACAGUCAGUCAGACCCUCCGCAAGACCGAGGUGGAGGCAAUUCAACUGCCCAGGAAGCUGAAGACAGCACCAGCAAAAGCAUGCACGCUGAACACAACAGUGGCAGCAGCAGCAGCAACAGUUUCACGCAGAGUGCCAGCACGGGCGGAAAGUCUAACGGCACUGCAGGAGUUCCUCAGAAGGGUAACAGGGAGGCAGCAAACCGCUUGAAGGAUCUAGGAAACGAGAGUUUCCGGCGGUGCAUGUAUGGCUUGGCAACAGAAUACUAUUCAAAGGCAAUAGCAAUAGAUGCAACCGUUGCUUCUUAUUUCACAAAUAGGGCCCUCUGCCAUAAGCGACAAAACAGAUACCCGGAGGCGCUGCAAGAUGCAGAUGCAGCACUGGCGCUUGACAAGACGAACAUCAAGGGGCUCUACAUCAAAGGUGAUGCCUUGGUACAACUCGGGAAUUUGGACGAAGGGGUCUCUCUGCUACAGGAGGCCGAAAAGGCCUCCUCUUUGGGGACGGGGAGAGCGGCUUUUGAGAUCCGUCACUCUCUUUUAAAUGCCCGCAAGCUCAGACAUGACCUUUGUCAGAAACAGCGAUCAGCUGAGAGAACGGAUGUCGUGGCAUUCCUGAAGGAAUGCAUCGAUACCGUGGCUGAACAUCGGCAACUGCCUGAGGAGGAGGUUCAGGAACGACACGCCCAACUAGAGCAGCUCGUGGCAGAGGCAGAAAAGGCGGAUGCACCUUUUGAAACACCCGAUUUCCUCACUUGCAGAAUCUCCAUGGGUCUCAUGGACGAGCCUGUAAUAACCCCCAGUGGCAUCACGUACGAACGAAAGAUUCUGUUGGAGCAUAUUAAUCACAAUGGACCAACCGAUCCGACUACCAGAGAAUCAUGCGAGGUCCAUCGGUUGGUCCCGAACUACGCGUUAAGGGAAGCCACUACGUGGUUUCUUGAGAGGCAAGUAUGA